This is a messenger RNA of Spirodela intermedia, 2030 nucleotides long. Lineage: Eukaryota; Viridiplantae; Streptophyta; Magnoliopsida; Alismatales; Araceae. The record is from the annotation of a GenBank genome assembly.
AUGGGGUGUCGCCGGCGGGGGAGAUGCUCCGUCUCCAUCUCAGAGCUCGUCUUCGCCUUCCUCGUCGGCGGCGUACUAGCGGCGGCACCUUGGGAGUUUUUCUCGCUGCCCUCGUGCUGCUGCAUCGCCGCCGACGACGCGGCGGCAGGGGGCGAAGCGCCGCCCGCUUCCCAGGCGGGCUCCCGGCGGGGAGCGGCGGCGAAGGCCGGCGAAGAGGUGGAGACGAGGGAGCUGUCGGCAGCGAUCAUGGCCGCAGCUACCUCGCCGGAGAUGGGGCGCUGGCUGAGGUGGGUGCGGCGGCGGAUCCACGAGCUGCCGGAGCUCGCCUACGAGGAGGUGGAGACGAGUGCGCUCAUAAGGGAGCAGCUGGACGCCAUGGGAGUCCCCUACCGGUACCCUUUGGCCGAGACCGGCAUCAUCGCUACCGUCGGCGGCGGCGAGCCGCCCUAUGUAGCCCUCCGCGCCGACAUGGACGCCCUCCCCAUCCAGGUCUUUCCUCCCCCCUGCAACAAGAAACCCAAGUGAGAGAGAGAGAGGGAAGAUGAAAACAGAGAUACCUGACCGUACCGCUAGUUGUUCUUCCCGCAGGAGGCGGUGGAGUGGGAGAACAAGAGCAAGGUCGCCGGCAAGAUGCACGCAUGUGGGCACGACGCGCAUGUAGCGAUGCUCCUCGGCGCCGCCAAGAUCCUGAAGAGCCGCGAGCGUCACCUGCGGGUCGGUGCUCUCGGUCCCCCGCCGCCUGCUCCUAGCAUGUUGGAUGUGACAUUCCUCCCCUGUGUACGAUGAUGACAGGGGACGGUUAAGCUGCUGUUCCAGCCGGCGGAGGAAGCAGGUGUUGGAGCACAGAGGAUGAUCGAAGACGGAGCUCUGAAGGGCGUGGAGGCCAUCUUCGCUGCCCACGUCUUCCAUGAGCUCCCAACCUCCAUAAUCAGCUCCAGGCCAGGCCCUGUGAUGGCCGGGUGCGGCUUCUUCAAGGCGGAGAUAAGAGGAAGAAGAGGCCAAGCGGGGUACCGCCAGCACUCUGUGGAUCCCGUUCUGGCCGCCUCUGUCGCCGUGAUCAGCCUUCAGAACAUCGUCUCCCGGGAGGCAAAUCCCCUGGACUCACAGGUGAAAGAAGUUUUCUAAAUGACGAUCAUAACUCAUAGCAAGGAAGAAGAAAAAACAAAAAAGGAAAAUAGUUUUCAACCAAGAUAACUUUUUCAAUCAUUAUCGUCGGACCCAGUCGGAGAGACGAGACGACGGGAAUGAGUUCAUCCCACUGUUGGUGGACGAGAAUUAUAGCCGGUUACCUGCAUGAGAUCACGGGGUGGCCAGUUCUGCAAAGAGACGAGAUCGCUGUGUUUUUGCUCCUGUCGACGACGAUGGUUCAGUAACUCACCCUUGUCUCUCUCUCUUCUGCUUCAGGUGAUCUCCGUGGCAUCAUUCAAUGGAGGCAGCACCCUGGACCAGAUCCCGGACUUGGUCACCCUCGCUGGCACCUUCAGGGCCUUCAACACCAGCAGCCUCCACCAGCUCCGGCACAGGAUAGAGGAGGUGCAUGCCGGACUCCAUGGAUCUCAGUUACCACUCUCGGAACCUCAUGAUCUUCAUUUAAAUAAACCCACGGGCUCAGAGCUGUGAAUAAACAACAGGUGAUCGUCGAGCAGGUUAGGGUUUACAGAUGCACAGCCUCUGUCAACUUCUUCGAGAAAGAUUAUCAGUUCUAUCCUCCAACAGUGAACAACGACCUUCUGGCCGAGCAUGUGCGGAGGGUAUCCGUUGACCUUCUGGGCCCAGAGAACUACAGGACUGUAGCACCUGUAAUGGGUGGGGAGGACUUCUCCUUCUACGGCCAGGUCGUGCCAGCCGCCUUCUUCUACAUCGGGAUACGCAACGAGACUUUGGGAUCUAUCCACAUUGGCCAUUCUCCCUACUUCAUGAUAGACGAAGGCGUGCUCCCCAUUGGAGCCGCAGCUCACGCCGCCAUAGCAGAGAGAUAUCUCAGGGAACGUCACCUGAACCACCUGAACCUGCACCGUCUUUCUGCUUGA